Molecule: messenger RNA, 738 nt
Organism: Phlebotomus argentipes
Lineage: Eukaryota; Metazoa; Arthropoda; Insecta; Diptera; Psychodidae
Product: dipeptidase 1-like
Exons: 3
Coding region: 1-738 (245 amino acids)
Biological process (GO): proteolysis
Molecular function (GO): metallodipeptidase activity
Source: RefSeq, a predicted model, not a curated record
AUGCUAAUAUCUAAUGACUUAUUGUUCCUUACAGAGAUCCAGGCGUCCUUUGAUGCAGGGAAAAUAGCCAGUCUCAUCGUAGUUGAAGGCGGACAUUCAAUUGAUGAUCGUCUCUCCGUUCUUCGUCUUUACUACGAACUGGGCGUUCGCUACAUGACUCUGACGCACAGUUGCAAUCAACCCUGGGUCGAUGCAUCGCCAAUCGACGAAGACGAAACCGCUGUAAAGCGCAAUCUUACAGACUUUGGCGUGAAGGUCGUGUUGGAGAUGAACAGGCUGGGAAUGCUGGUGGAUAUUUCCCACGUGAGCGCAGGUGUGAUGCAUCACGUGCUGGAUGUGACCAGAGCUCCAGUGAUCUUCAGCCAUUCGUCCUCAUACGCCAUCUUCGCUCAUCAUCGCAAUGCGAAGGACGAUGUCCUGUCGAGAUUGCGACAGAACGGCGGCAUCAUCAUGGUGAAUUUCUACUCGUUUUUCAUUGCCGGCGCUGAUGCCACGAUUGACGAUGUCAUUAAGCACUUGAACCACAUCAAGGAAGUGGCAGGAGUUGAUUAUGUUGGAAUCGGUGGAGAUUACGACGGCGUUGAGCUCCAACCCGUUGGUCUUGAAGAUGUCUCAAAAUACCCAGAUCUCUUUGACAAACUAGCAGAACCAGGACAUGGUUACGAGCCCUGGACUCCGGAGGAACUGAAGAAGCUCGCUGGAUUGAACUUGCUUCGAGUUAUGCGUCAAGUUGAAUGA